AUGGCCGGCGCGGGGGGACGAGCCCCGCUGGGUCUGCGGCGGUGGCUGUCCUCACCUGCCCCGGCGCCUCGGGUCUGCGUGGUGGGCAGCGGCCCCGCCGGCUUCUACACGGCUCAGCACAUCCUCAAGCACCAUGGUGGGGCCCUGGUGGACAUCUACGAGAAGUUGCCCGUUCCCUUCGGGCUUGUCCGUUUUGGAGUGGCCCCAGACCACCCUGAGGUGAAGAACGUGAUCAACACCUUCACACAGACAGCACGCUCGGAGCGCUGCGCCUACUACGGGAAUGUCACCGUCGGAAGGGAUGUGACAGUGCCAGAGCUGCAGCAGGCGUACCACGCCGUGGUGCUGAGUUACGGUGCUGAAGACAACCGGGUCCUGGGGAUCCCGGGGGAGAACCUCCCUGGUGUUUACUCAGCCCGAGCCUUCGUGGGCUGGUACAACGGGCUGCCCGAGAGCCGGGAUCUAAAGCCUGACCUGAGCUGUGAGACAGCACUGAUUCUGGGUCAUGGCAACGUGGCUCUGGACAUUGCCCGGAUCCUGCUGUCCCCACUGCAGCUCCUCAGGAAGACAGACAUCACUGACAGCUCCCUGGCAGCUCUUGCUUGCAGCAAGGUGAGGCGUGUCUGGCUGGUUGGGAGGAGGGGACCUCUCCAAGUCGCUUUCACCAUCAAGGAGCUGCGGGAGAUGAUAAACCUGCCGGGUACCAGAGCUGUCCUGGACCCUGCUGACUUCACAGGCCUCGAAAGUGCUGUCAAAGAUGUUCCCAGGCCCAGGAAGCGACUGACUGAGCUGAUGAUGAAAACAGCCCUGGAGAAGCCAGGGGAGAUGCAGGCAGCAGCAGCAGGGGCAGCAGCUCCCCGGGAGUGGGGGCUGAAGUUCCAGUGCAGCCCCCAGGAAGUGCUGCCCAGUGCUGAUGGGAGGAGGGCGAGGGGCGUCCGCAUGGCCCUGACCCGCCUGGAGGGCUCGGGUGACUCUGCCAAAGCCGUUCCCACUGGAGAUGUGGAGGAGCUGGAGUGUGGGCUGGUGCUCAGCAGCAUUGGCUACCGGAGCCUGCCACUGGACCCAGCUGUGCCCUUCGACAGCCAACGUGGGGUCAUCCCCAACAGCUCGGGCAGAGUGGAGGGUGUCCCAGGUCUGUACUGCAGCGGGUGGGUGAAGAGAGGACCCACAGGUGUGAUCAUCACCACCAUGAACGACAGCUUUGACACUGCCCAGUCUGUGCUGGAGGAUCUCCAGGGGGGUGUGCUGGAUAUAUCCCCCUUCAGAGAAGGCUUUGGGCUCGUGGAGAGCAUCCUGCGCAGCCGAGGGGUGCGUCCUGUUUCCUUCUCGGACUGGCAGAAGAUUGAUGCUGCUGAAGUGGCAAGAGGCAAAGCUGCUGGCAAACCCCGGGAGAAGAUCGUGGAUCCUGCAGAGAUGCUGCAGAUCAUAGGUCACUAA
This is a messenger RNA of Cinclus cinclus, 1437 nucleotides long. RefSeq names its product ferredoxin reductase (gene FDXR). Bases 1 to 1437 code for a protein of 478 amino acids. Gene Ontology annotation, cellular component: mitochondrion. Gene Ontology annotation, biological process: ubiquinone biosynthetic process. The record is from RefSeq and is a predicted model, not a curated record. NCBI's taxonomy places the organism in Eukaryota, Metazoa, Chordata, Aves, Passeriformes, Cinclidae. The transcript has 12 exons.